GAGGCCACAUUUGAUCGACACGACAGCGGCAACGCCGUCGUCACCUCCCUCUACACCAACGCCUACGCCAUCCCCGUCGCCACACUGGGCCACUCCCUCACCACCGCCAAUGUAACCGCCCGAAAAAUCCUCCUCUACCUCCCUCACAAAACGACCCCCCAAGCCCUCUGCGUCGCCCGCGCCGGGGGCUGGCAACCCCACGCCGUGCCCUUCAUCCCGCCACCGCACCACGAAUCGCAGGGUAUCGGCGAACGAUUCGGAGAUCAGUACACGAAGCUGAAUUUGUGGGGAUUGGACGAGCUGGGGGUGAAAGCUGCUGUUUAUCUGGAUGGGGAUACGUUGGUGAGGAAGGGGUUUGACGAGCUGUUCGGGAUGCCGUUCGAGUUUGCGGCGGUCCCGGACGUGUUUCCGGACAAGAGGGGAUUUAUACUCGGGUUCAAUGCCGGCGUGCUUUUCCUCAGGCCUUCGUCGGAUACGUUGCGGCAUAUGAAGCGUACGCUCGAUUCGGGGACGGUGAAGUACCCGCCGGGCGAAGCCGAGCAGGCGUUCUUGAACCUCUAUUACGGUCCCGACGCAGUAAGGUUGCCGUACGUCUAUAACGCGAAUCUGGCGAUCAAGAACCGGAAUGAGGAGGUCUGGGAGGCAAUGAAGGAUGAGAUUCGGGUCGUGCAUUAUACGUCGCCGAAGCCGUUUCCGUUUAGAGGGGGUAAGAUGUCGACGAGGGAGGAGAUUGAGAGGGAUAUUGGGAAUGGGAAGAAGGCGUUCGGAGGGUUGUUUGAGGAGGAGGUCGGCUGGUGG
Molecule: messenger RNA, 798 nt
Organism: Stereum hirsutum FP-91666 SS1
Lineage: Eukaryota; Fungi; Basidiomycota; Agaricomycetes; Russulales; Stereaceae
Product: glycosyltransferase family 8 protein
Exons: 1
Molecular function (GO): glycosyltransferase activity
Source: RefSeq, a predicted model, not a curated record